AUGCGCGCCGUCUACGCCAUUCUCACCGUCCUGGCCGCCUCUGUCUCGGCCCGCUUUGACGGCCCUUGCACGGAUACCGCCUGCGGCACGGCCAGCGUAAAUUGCGAGGCCGACGGCAUGGUCUGCGUGCCGUUCCCCAGCGUUGAUGUUGAGAAGCGUCUUGGAUGCACCUGCAGCGUUGGCUAA
Messenger RNA from Colletotrichum truncatum, 186 nucleotides. RefSeq lists its product as uncharacterized. The record is from RefSeq and is a predicted model, not a curated record. Lineage: Eukaryota; Fungi; Ascomycota; Sordariomycetes; Glomerellales; Glomerellaceae.